Cyprinodon variegatus (sheepshead minnow) is the source of this 518-nucleotide messenger RNA. RefSeq names its product translocase of outer mitochondrial membrane 7 homolog (yeast) (gene tomm7). Gene Ontology annotation, biological process: protein import into mitochondrial matrix. The transcript has 3 exons. The record is from RefSeq and is a predicted model, not a curated record. NCBI's taxonomy places the organism in Eukaryota, Metazoa, Chordata, Actinopteri, Cyprinodontiformes, Cyprinodontidae. Gene Ontology annotation, cellular component: mitochondrial outer membrane translocase complex. The coding region runs from base 52 to 219 and encodes 55 amino acids.
UUUUCCUGUCCUUGGUCGAAGCAUCGUUACCUUCGCUGUCAGGAUAUACACAUGGCUAAACUGAGCAAGGAGACCAAGCAGCGGCUGCAGCAGCUGUUCCAGUGCAGCCAGUUUGUUAUCCGAUGGGGGUUCAUUCCCACCGUGCUUUAUUUAGGUUUUAAACGAGGAGCAGAUCCAGGCAUGCCUGAACCUACACUUUUAAGUUUGCUCUGGGGCUGAGGACCAAUGCCACGCGGCUGUACCCAUCUCUCAUCGAGCGUUUGUGACAUGAUUUUGAAAGACCAGGCAGCGGAUAUCAUCAUUCCCUCCUCUCUGUGGAUCGUCCUGCCUAAUGUUAGACAGCUAUGGUGCAAAAGAUUCAGAGAGCAGAGAAGAAUUGUACCAAGAGCAAUGUUGUCUUGCUUGUCUUACUGUAUCACUCUUGUUUCUUGUAUUGGUUUACGAUUUUCAUUUCUAAUUUAAAAUCUUAAACAAUAAAAUUUCAAAGGAAUGUCAUUUACAUUUCUUUUUAUCCAAGA